GGGAAGGUAGUGAGGGAAGGUCAUAAAAAAACUAACUGGAACACAGCCCAGGAAGGUUGAACCGAGCAUUGUUAAAUGGGAUGGUCUAGCCUAGGUGGAUUGCUCUUGUCACCUAGCAACUAUGACAGCUGCCGUUGUUUGUAAUGUUUGUACUGGACUUUUUUGAAGGUUAUCUGUCUGAACAGGGUUCACAACCUGUCUGAAUAUGUUCACCUUGGUCCAUUUAUGUACAUUACUGUAAACUAACUAUAAAAAUGCUGCUUAUUAAGAUAUAUCAACAUUUGAACAGCUGUUAAGUUUGUCUUUUCAGUUAAGUUGUGUGGUGAACAGCACAUUCCAGGGCCCAGUUUAUGGCCGGACCCCUCUCUGUCAGUAGCAGUGGACAAAGGUUUGCUACAUUUUGAUUGGAUCUUGGUGGACUAACACAAACAAACUGUCCAACACCAUCAGAUAAAGAUACUAGGACAACAGCCAGACACCUCUUAAAGGGCAAGAAGAAGACCUCUGGAACCAAGCCCGGGAAUACAGACAUCAAAGCCACAGAGGCAGAAAAUGCAGUAGGACUGUCUCUCAGAAUUCAAAAAAAUCCCUGUCUUCAUGGAUGACAUUUAUUUACCGGUUUUCUCAGGGCUUGCACCUCAGACAAAUCGACAUGAAGCAAGAUGGAAUUGCAAGAAGUUCCCGAACUAUGUCCAAGAUGGCUGCAGCAUUAAGAAAGGUUUGCAGGGGUGCUAUGAGGCGCCAUACACGAAGAAGUGGGCAAAUUAUUGGACAUCCCAGAGAAUUUGCUGUUAUUGAUGAAAGAAGCUUUCGUCAUAAACGUAAGUAUGGCAGAGGGAGGGCAACCGCAACUUGGAGACGAAAAAAGUGGGUCUUUGGUAUACUAGGAGUAAAGGAUGAGCGACGACAUCCAGUCUUAUGGCUUGUAAAGAGAAGAGGAAGGCAGAAUCUUGUACCAAUUGUGGUUAAGCAUGUGCGACCUGGAACCACCAUUAUAAGUGAUGAAUGGAGAGCUUAUAGAGGUGCAUUAGGUGCCAUGGGCUACACUCACUUUAGAGUCAAUCACAGACAGUGGUUUGUGGAUCCCCACAGUGGAGCCCACACCCAGCAUCUCGAGAGAGCAUGGUUGAAGUACAAAUCUACUAUUUGGAGACUUAGAGGAAACAGAACAGAAAAAAUCCUGAAGCAACACCUCUCAGUCAUUGAAUGGACUCACUGGCUGGCUGACAAACAUAGCCAAGGUCCCCUUGGUAGACUGUUCAAAGACAUUCGCCAGCACUAUCCUGUGUAGUAGUUUACCUCAAAACGCACAAUGUAAUGUUAUGGAAACAUGUUUUUGGAAAGUGCUUCAAUGUUUAAAAAUCUGCGUUUAAUAAAUGGCUUUUAUAAACAAAGUAAUGGUCAUUAAUUAAUUAUUAGUUAAUGGUUUGUGAAUAUAUCAUGAUGUUGUGACUUUACUUGUUGAGGCACAUCAUUAUUAACUCAUCAUUUAGUAAUUAUAGUUAUUUGCACAUGUAUUUGCACAAAUAAUGCAGUAAUUAAUCAUGUAUUAAUGCAUAUUACUUUAUCUGUUUUGCCUGGAAGUUGAAAUACA
Molecule: messenger RNA, 1594 nt
Organism: Megalobrama amblycephala (Wuchang bream)
Lineage: Eukaryota; Metazoa; Chordata; Actinopteri; Cypriniformes; Xenocyprididae
Exons: 4
Coding region: 602-1291 (229 amino acids)
Source: RefSeq, a predicted model, not a curated record